Messenger RNA from Lactuca saligna, 582 nucleotides. NCBI's taxonomy places the organism in Eukaryota, Viridiplantae, Streptophyta, Magnoliopsida, Asterales, Asteraceae. The record is from the annotation of a GenBank genome assembly.
AUGAGAAUUAUCAAUUUUUACACGAAUUUUCAAGUGGUUGAGAUUGGUCGAGUGAUCUCAGUUAGAGAUGAGAUUGCACGUAUUUAUGGGUUGAACGAGAUUCAAGUUAGGGAAAUGGUUGAAUUUGCUAAAGGGCGUGUGGUAGACACCUUGGGAGUACCUAUUGAUGGGAUAGAGGGUCUAAGCGAUCACGAGCGAAGACGUGUCGAAGUGAAAACCCAUGUGAUUAUUGAAUGUAAAUAUGUGCAUGACCCUAUGAAUACUAGGUUAACAGCAGUAGAUAGCUUGGUUCCUGUAGGCCGUGGUCAACUAGAACUUACAAUCAGGGACCGAAAAAUCGGAAAAACAACUAUUGCUAUCGAUACCAUAUUAAACCAAAAGCAAAUGAACUCAAGGGGCAACUAUGAGAAAGCGAAUGUUAUGGAAUAUUCCAUUCUUGUAGAAGCCACCGCUUCGGAUCUUGCUCCUCUGCAAUAUCUAGCCCCAUAUUUUGGCUGUGCCAUUGGGGAAUAUUUCCACGAUAAUGGAAUGCAUGCAUUAGUAAUCUAUGAUGAUCCUAGUAAACAGGCAGUGGCAUAUUAG